This is a messenger RNA of Paramecium pentaurelia, 2846 nucleotides long. NCBI's taxonomy places the organism in Eukaryota, Ciliophora, Oligohymenophorea, Peniculida, Parameciidae. The record is from the annotation of a GenBank genome assembly.
AUGUCAAAUUCAUAAGGUGUGAGCUUAUUAGAAAAUUUAAGAAAAGUUAUCACAUUAGUGGAUCAAUUAAGAGAUAUUGGUUUAAAUGAUUAUAUCAAAUUACCAAGAAUUGUUGUUUUAGGUAUUCAAUCUGCAGGAAAGUCUUCUUUACUAGAGCAUAUAGUUGGAAUAGAUUUUCUCCCAAGAGGAUCUGUAAUUUCUUGUGUUAUUGAAUUUAGGGUGUUGUGACAAGAAGACCAUUAGAAUUGCGUUUAUCUAAUGCUCCAGCAAGUAUAUGUCCUACACCAACUGCAGAGUUUGUUGAAGAAAUUAAAGGCAAAAAGUUCACAAAUUUUGAAGAAGUUCGAAAAUAAAUAAAUGAGUUGACUGAUAAGGUAUGUGGAUAGGCUAAAAACAUUAUUGACAAGCCUAUAAUAUUAGCAGUCUAAGGACCUAAUUGUCCUGAUUUAACUUUAGUAGGUAUCGAAAAAUCUUAAAUUUUUAAAUUAGAUCUUCCAGGAAUUACUCGUAUACCAAUAGCAGGUUAGCCAUCAAAUAUUGAAGAAAUAACAACCAAUAUGGCUAAAAGAUAUUGUGAAGAUAAAUCAGCAAUUAUAUUAUGUGUUGUUGCUGCAAAUGCUGAUAUGACUACAUCUGAUGCAUUGUUGUUAGCUAAAAAAUUAGAUCCCGAUGGUACUAUUUAUACUUAAUUUUCAAAGGUGUUCGAACAAUAGGAGUCUUGACUAAAAUUGAUAUUAUGGAUUAAGGAACAAAUGCAUUCAAAAUGCUUAAAGGAGAAGAAGUACCAUUAAAAUAUGGUUAUGUUGGUGUCAAAUUAAGAUCUUAAUAAGAAAUUAAUGAUAAUAUUCCAAUUAUUUAAGCAGUACUUAGAGAAAAAAACUUUUUUGCAAAUCAUCCUGUGUAUUCAACUAUUCCAGGAGAAAUCUUUGGAACUUAAGUUCUAACUAGAAAAUUAACUACAAUUCUUUAUAGAAGGAUUAGAAGUUUUCUUCCAGAAUUAAUGAAAGAGAUAAAUAAUAGAGUUGCUAAAAUUUAAGUACGAUUAGAUGUCUUAGGCCCAGGUUUGCCAAUUGAAGACUCAGUAUAUCUAAAUAAAAUUAUUUUAGGAUAAAAUGCAUUAUAUAUGGAAAUUAAUUCAUGAAUUCUCUGUUAGAUUUAGAAAUUCAAUUACAGGAUCUUAUCAAAAGAUUAAAUCAGCAAAGAAAAAUGAUUUUUUCCAAGUUCCAGCUGGAGCCAAAAUAAAAUUAUUAUUCUAAGAAUUAUAUGAUGAGUUUAAUGACCUUGAAUACCAAGCUUUAAAGAAAUAUUCUGAAGAUGAUAUUACACAAGUUAUUUAAAAAUAUUCAGCAUUAACUAUUCCUGGAUUUCUUCCUGUUGAUGCAUUUUAUGCAUUAUUAAAUCCAGAAUUAAAAAGAUUGUAAUAACCAGCUUUUAAUAUUAUUGAUGAAGCUUAUUCAAUUCUUGAAGAAUAUGCAAUAGCAAUCUUGGAUGAUUAAUUACAAACGUAAUCUACAUUUUUUUAUUUAGAAUUCCAUCUGUUCUUAAAAUGUUAGAGGAAUAAGUUCUUGAAAUUAUUUAAGAAUGUAAAUAGCAUGCUUAAAAUUCUGUAUAGGAUAUAUUGGAAGCUGAAAUGAAUUAUGUUUUCACUAAUGAUUUCAAUUAUUUGGCUGGUAAAUAGUUUAUUAGAUUUGGUAAACCUGCCAAAGAGGCCUAACCUGUUAAAGGAUAGUAUAUGGUUGCUGAAUUGAAAAAUAAAAUUGAACAUUAUUUUAAAUUAGUUGUUAGGUCAACAAGAGAUAACAUUCCUAAAUUAGUUGGUUAUUUCUUAGUGAAAGGGUGUUAAGUAAUCAUCAAUAAUUUAUUAUUAGACUAAAAUGCUUAUGUAAUUACAAUAAAAUUUAAUGUAAAACCAAUAUUUGCUCCAAGCGAUAAGUGAAGAUUAGAAUAUAGUAGAGGAGAGAAAAAAAUUAAAUAAGGAAAUAGAGACUUUUAGAAAUGCCUAAAAAAUCAUUAAAAGAGACCCUGAGUAUCUUAUAAAAAUAAUUUUAGUCUUUCGGAAUAUAUAUUAUAAGCUUAAGAAGAUCAAGCUGCUGAAUAAUAAUAAUUAUAACAAUAACAACAACUCUAAUAAACUAAACCUUAAUAAUAAUAAUAAUAGUAAUAAAAAUAAUAAGAUCCAAAAGCUUAAGUAAAUACAUAAAACAAAGCUCCAGCUACUCAAACAUCUAAUGAUACCUCGAAAAAUUUAAUGACUGAUGCACAAUUAUAAAAAUAACAAUAAUAAUAAUAAUAAUAAUAAUAAUAAUAAUAAUAAUAAUAAUAAUAAUAAUAAUAAUAAUAAUAAUAAUAAUAAUAAUAAUAAUAAUAAAAUCAAUAAUAGACUUAAUAACAAAAACAACAAUAAAACUUAUUUGGAAAUGUUUAAAAACCUCCCUAACAAUAAGUCCCAUAAUAAAAUGCUAAUCCUUUAUAAGGAAACAAACCCUCUUCCUCUUAAACAUUAACUCAAUAAUACAAUUAAUAAGUUGAUAAAUCUGUUGCAUAAUUUUAUGAAGAUGAAAGAGUAAAAGAAUAAAUGAAAAAUGCUGGAGGAUAAGCAGCCAAAGCAGCUUUAAAAAGCUAGAUUCCAGGUGCUCCAGAUUGGGCUUUGAAUACUGCAGAAAAAGUAGGAUAAUAAGCUGCUACAAGUGAUGCUGCAAAAUAGGCUGCGAUUGUAUAAAUUUUACUUAUUUUAGAAUGCCACUUCAAAUUAAUUAAAAGUUGAUGAUUAGCCAUAAUAAUCAAAUUAAUAAUAAGCUGCAUAACCAAAAAAAGGAGGAUUAUUUGGAUUUAUAAAUAAGUCAUGA